Messenger RNA from Bufo gargarizans (Asiatic toad), 2910 nucleotides. RefSeq names its product gastrula zinc finger protein XlCGF26.1-like. The transcript is spliced from 2 exons. Gene Ontology annotation, biological process: regulation of transcription by RNA polymerase II. Gene Ontology annotation, molecular function: RNA polymerase II cis-regulatory region sequence-specific DNA binding; DNA-binding transcription factor activity. Lineage: Eukaryota; Metazoa; Chordata; Amphibia; Anura; Bufonidae. The record is from RefSeq and is a predicted model, not a curated record. The coding region runs from base 5 to 1324 and encodes 439 amino acids.
GGCCAUGAUGGAGGAGCACCAGCCUCUUAUAUCACAAGAAAACUUCAGUAAGAAUUCUGCGGGAAACGUCAUGUUAUCACUAAAUUAUAAAGUAGAAGAUGAAGACAUCAUGCAGCGCUCUUUAGGAGAAAACUUUAAUGUACAUCCAGGACUUCCCAGUACAGAUCUGUCAUAUAAUCCCCCUAAUCAUGAGGGACCUUCUCCUGACCACUCACAGAUUGUUACCACAAAUAUAGGUCAGAAAGGGGGAAAAAGAUUUAAGUAUGGUAAAGAGUUUACAAAAGGAGGAAUUCACACAGGAGAGAAACCAUAUUCGUGUUCAGAAUGUGGGAAAUGUUUUAAACAAAAACCAGGUCUUUUUGAGCAUCAGAGAAAUCACACAGGAGAGAAACCGUAUUCAUGUUCUGAAUGUGGGAAAUGUUUUACACGGAAAUCAAAUCUUGUUACACAUGAGAGAAUUCACACAAGAGAGAAGCUAUAUUCAUGUUCUGAAUGUGGAAAAUGUUUUACACGGAAAUCAAAUCUCGUUACACAUGAGAGAAAUCACACAGGAGAGAAGCCAUAUAUAUGUUCAGAAUGUGGGAAAGGUUUUUCACAACAACCAAGUCUUUUUAAACAUCAGAGAUGUCACACAGGUGAGAAACCUUAUUCAUGUUCAGAAUGUGGGAAAUGUUUUUCAGAAAAAUCUAAUCUUCUUAAACAUAAGAGAGGUCACAAAGGAGAGAAGCCUUAUUCAUGUUCAGAAUGUGGGAAAUGUUUUACACAAAAGUUUACUCUUUUAAAACAUCAGAGAUUUCACACAGGAGAGGAACUAUAUUCAUGUUCAGAAUGUGGGAAAUAUUUUACAGAUAAAUCACAUCUUGUUAAUCAUACGAGAAUUCACACAGGAGAGAAACCGUUUUCAUGUUUAGAUUGUGGCAAAUGUUUUAUGAAAAAAUCAGAUCUUGUUAGACAUCAGAUGAUUCACAUGGGAGUGAAACCAUAUCCAUGUUUAGAAUGUGGGAAAUGUUUUGCUCAAAAAUCAAGUCUUGUUGAACAUGAAAGGAGUCACACUGGCGAGAAGCCGUUUUCAUGUUCAGAAUGUGGAAAAUCUUUUACAUGGAAAUCAAACCUUGUUAAACAUCAGAAAAUUCACACAGGGGAGAAACCGUAUUCAUGUUCAGAAUGUGGGAAGUGUUUUACAGAUAAAUCCCAUCUUAUUAUACAUGAGAGACGUCACACAGGAGAGAAGCCAUUUUUAUGUUCAGAAUGUGGAAAAGGUUUUACAGGGAAAUCAUAUCUUGUUAAACAUCAGAGAAGUCACACAGGGGAUAAAAUGUAUUGAUGUUUAGAAUAAGAGAAGUCACACAAAAGUCAAGCCAAUUUUUUGUUCAGAAGGUGGGUAAUGUUUUACUAGGAAAUAAUUUCUGGUUAAACAUCUGAGAUGUCACACAGAGGAGAAACCAUAUUGAUGUUCAGAAUGUGGGAAUUGUUUUAGACAGAACAUAAUCUUGUUAAAGUGGUUUUGUCACUUGUUGCUUUCCCGGCAUGUCUGUUGCUUUGUGGGCCUGUUUCUGAGCUGGAGGGGCCAGAGCUUCUCCUUCUUAUUGACAGCAGAAAGAUCAAGUAAACCUUCCUGUUGCCUCUGCAUGUGCGCACACACAUGCGGGCCCCCAUAGUUCCUGACUGCAUUUGCAUAUAGAGAUAACAGGGGGUCCGAGCAAGGUCGAUGCCUGUCUCCUGAUAGCGUUACUAGGAGACACAUACAGUCACUCUGCCAGGCACUGUGGGAAACUUUCCAGGAGUCAUUUUUCACAAGAUGACAGAAGGUACUUGCGAUCUGAAUAUUACACAUCCAGGGCUUGCAAAAACCUGUUAUACUUUAUCCUGGUGGCAUAACUGUAUAGAACAGCUUCAGGGCUGCACUGCAUGAGCUGUUCUAUAGGAGGAACAAGGUCGGGUGUGGAGCUUAUCCAAGAAUAUAUACGAGGUGGCUGGGGACAGGAGCUAAAAACUACAAUACAUAGAGGUGACGAGAGUGAAUUCACAUGCACUGGCCUCUGUGUGGGCUGACUCCAGUGAAUCUCACCCACCAGAUAACUAGGAUAAUUUUCUCCUAGUGCGCAGGUGCAGCAACCGCAGAAGAGAAGCAACAUAGAAAAUAGAAGUAUAUUAGUGCUUGAAAAUAGUUAUAAACACAUUAAGUAUUAGGUGAGACAACCCCAAGAGAGAAGCUUUAUUCAUGUUCAGAAUAUGGAAAGCACUUUUCUGAAAAAUCUAAACUUCUUUCAGGAGAGAAACCAUUUUCACAUAUUAGGUUAUUCAUGUACCUUAAAGAGCCAAUAAGAAAGUUUCGUUUUUGGGUGGAAUUACCCAUAUCUUCCUGGUGAUCAAAUGGAGGAAAAGUAUUGUGGAUAUUGUGAGAAGGGCAUGGUUUGGGAGAACUGAUAUCUGCCUUGCAAAUGGUUAAACUGUGAGUGGUAAGCCUUGGGUGUGUCUCUGUGAACUGAAAGGUUAACUCAGAAGCAGGGUUAAUAGUCUGUUUUGUCUAUUUUAACCAUAGCUAACAUAGACAGAUUGUAAAAUAUGUACUGAGACCUGCUUUUACUGGAGUGAGUGAGGUUGGCAGUGGGACGCUCACUCCACCCGGGCUUUUGUCCUGGGCUACCAUAGCCCAUUGCUGAGAGUCACAUGGGUCAUUAGGGUCUAAUUUAAAGCUCUGUGUAGAGCUGAGCAGUGUGGCCAUACCUGGAGAAGCUGACUACUGAACUACAGACGGCAUUGCAUGUGCCACCCAAUACUUACCCUUUGUACUUGUGGGCCGGGUAGCUAGUCCCAUGUAUAGUUAGGGACUGUUUUGUUGUAUUAGCUACUGGCUCAGCCGAGUAGGGUUUUGUUUGUUCAAGCCUGUUUUGUUAAGACUAUGCUUUU